Messenger RNA from Humulus lupulus (European hop), 1221 nucleotides. Its product is annotated as ribosomal RNA-processing protein 8. The coding region runs from base 42 to 1001 and encodes 319 amino acids. NCBI's taxonomy places the organism in Eukaryota, Viridiplantae, Streptophyta, Magnoliopsida, Rosales, Cannabaceae. Gene Ontology annotation, molecular function: methyltransferase activity. The transcript is spliced from 8 exons. Gene Ontology annotation, cellular component: nucleolus. The record is from RefSeq and is a predicted model, not a curated record.
UCGGAAUAACCCAUCUGAAAUUUCUACGUCGGAGGAAGAAGAUGAAGAGUGAGCCUGUCAUGGAGAACAGAGAAGGAAGUAGAAAGCGGAAGAGGGGUGGUCGUUGCAGACGUAAAAGUGAUAAACCUUCUCAUCUAACCAAAGAAACUUCUGAAGCUCACCGAAGCAAUGGUCCUCAAAAAAAAGAGGAUUCUUCUAAGCUCAAAACAUCACAGAAAGCCUCCAAGUCCUUGAGUUUUCUCGAUAAAAUGAAAGCGCGGUUGGCAGGUGGGCAUUUCAGAAUGCUUAACGAAAAGCUCUAUACUUGCACUGGAAAGGAGGCACUUGAAUACUUCAAAGAAGACCCAGAAUUGUUUGAUAUGUAUCAUGCAGGGUACCAAGAGCAAAUGUCACAUUGGCCUGAGCUACCAGUUAAUAUAAUUAUAAAGUGGUUGAAAGAUCACGGAUCUUCUAUGGUUGUUGCUGAUUUUGGGUGUGGGGAUGCUCGCCUUGCAAAACAUGUGAAGAACAAAGUCUUCUCCUUUGAUCUUGUCUCAAACGAUCCAUCAGUCGUUGCUUGUGACAUGUCAAAUACACCUCUUGAUUCUGAAUCCGUAGAUGUUGCUGUCUUUUGCCUUUCGCUUAUGGGAACCAACUUUUCAAGUUACCUGCAGGAGGCAUACAGAGUUCUCAAGCCAUGUGGGUGGCUUUUGAUAGCAGAAGUAAAAAGCAGGUUUGAUCCAACUAGCGGAGGAGCCGACCCCAACAACUUUACCAAAGCCAUUUGCGAGCUGGGAUUUUCUUCGGUGUCAAAGGUAUGUUCAUGUUACUACCAGAAUCAAGUUUUGCACAAAUUGAUACUAGCAUUGAUGCUGACAGAUUCUUUUCUCAUUCAGGACUUCUCUAACAAGAUGUUCAUUUUAUUCUACUUCAAGAAAAAAGAAGAGCUAAAUUCGAAGAAGAAAAAGAAAAAAGAUAUUGAAUGGCCUGAGCUCAAGCCUUGUUUGUACAAGCGCCGGUAAGACAACAGUAAAAGAGUUAAAACUUUCGUACUCUUUGGUUGUUACUUUGAUAGUUAUGUAACAUAAUACCUCAGUGCUAAAGCUUCUCUAACAGUAUAGUUUGGUAUGAAUAUUCAUUUCUGGUCCAUUACGUUUUAGAAUUUUUGUAUGAUUCUUUUAUUUAUAGGUGUGAAAAUUCAAAAUACCUCUAAUUAAGUAAAAUUAUUAUCUUUAGAUUUCA